This is a messenger RNA of Piliocolobus tephrosceles (Ugandan red Colobus), 4135 nucleotides long. RefSeq names its product translation initiation factor IF-2. The transcript is spliced from 3 exons. NCBI's taxonomy places the organism in Eukaryota, Metazoa, Chordata, Mammalia, Primates, Cercopithecidae. The record is from RefSeq and is a predicted model, not a curated record. The coding region runs from base 1 to 801 and encodes 266 amino acids.
AUGCCCGCCCCGCCUGGCCCGAGCGCUGCGCACAGAGCCCCCGGCUCGGCUCUGCGCGCCCGGCGUCCGCCUAGUUGGGGGCCGCGGCGGAGAGCAGCAAAGUUUGCAAACAAUACCGGGAAGCGAGAGAAGCCCCCAGAGCUCCCGGCGCAGCGGCCCGGCGCGAGCUCCAACUCACGGCCGCGGCAAACUUCGGCCUCUUCUUGGAGCGCCCAGGUGGCACGUCUGGGGCGGAGGGGCGGCGCGGGCGCACAGAGGCCGGGCCAGCUCGCGGCGCCCCCGCGGCCCGCGCGGCUUCUCCCUCCUUGUGCCGGCCUCGGCCGGGCCCAGCCGGCAGCUGUUUCGAGCGCAGCGGCCCGGGGCAGCCCUCCUCCCCGCCGCCCCGCCGCGGGCUCCCGGGCCCUGCGGGGGCCGAUACCCCCCCGCCCACAGCCCAGCCCGCGGGGGGCGCAGCGCCGAGUCCCGCCCGCGUCGCCCGCCAGCCCCGGGACAGCCCGCCUGGCGCGCGGGGCUCAGCGCGCCGCGACCCUCUCCGGCAGUCCCGCCCGCCUCUCCUCGCCCUCUUUCUGCCUGGCCUCCAACUUUGCCUCUCGCUGCCCUCUCCGCCGGCGCCCCUUUUCCCGGCGGUCCCCGGGAUGGUCCCUGGAACCCCGAGGACGCCGAGGUUACGGGAAGUUCGGGGACUGGCGGGAGAAGGGGGUGGGUUGUCCGCGGCGAGGGGCGCGGGGCGCAUCUUCUCUUCCUUUUAUGGUUCUUUCCUGUAUCCUGGGACCGUUUUCUUUUGCCUGCUCUGGAAGCUGAGUGGGUCAGCUCGUCACAGGCCUGUGGCCCCUGUAUAGGUGACAGAGGAGACAAAGAUGACACAGAGAAGCUGUCCCUUCAGGGACAAAGCGGGGACACCCACGAGCCUGGCUCUGCCUUACAAAGAAAUGAGAAGGAACCUUGUUCCUGCUUUUCACCUUAGGUGGACUCUGAGUCUGCGGCCUCUCACCAAACACGUGAGCAGCCAGUGAUGACACCACAGUGAUGAGCAGGGCAGGAAACCAUCCAGAUGCGUGGGUCUGAUUCCCCCUCUUCCACUUUCUAGCCCCGUGACCUCAGAUAUGCCACUUCUAAUCACUUUGCCUCAGUUUUCUCAUCUGUAAAAUGGGACCAGCAGAGUUCCCACUUCCCAAGGCACGAUGAGGAUGAUGUCAUAACACACUCGGAAGCAUUGAUCGCAAUGCCAAGCACCAAACAAGUGCUCAGUGAUGAGUAGCUGUCGUUACUGUUGAAAUGCAAUAUGAACGGAAGGAGAGAACACGAUAAGGAGAGGCACUGGAACGUGACAUUUGUGGGGAGGAGUUUGGGGACACGUCGGUGUCAGGUACACAGUAACACAAGCUGAGAAUCAGGCAAGCAAAUAAUCAAAAGGCUAACAAGAGCCAAGGCUGACAGAGCAUUUGACAGGUGCUGCCUUAAGCCUUGAUAGGAAGCAGCUCACUGCCUCCUCACAGGUACCCGGGAAGCUGGUCCAGAGAAGGUUCCCAUUUCAGAGAUGAGGAACUGACCCAGGCCACGGGGCUACUGGGGGUGGAACCAACACCAUUCCCCUCCGCCAGGGGCUCAGGCACCUACGCCUGGCCUCCUGCCUCCACGGAGAUGCAGGCACAGUCGGUGCUUGUGAUGCAGCCUGACUUUCAGAAUGGGACCCCAUUCUGCUCUCCUGUCUGUAGCCAGGUGACGAUCAAGUCAUGGUUGAUGGCUUUGCUCAGGGACUCCUGGCCUGGGCCGAGGCUACCACUUUCCUAUCAUGUUGAUAUUCCCCGUGAUGGUGUCUGAAGGGAUUCUUCAGAGCCAAAAACAGGGAGGAACUGGUGGAAGAAGCAAUGUGGGAGGUAUUAAUGUGUGUUCGUUUACCCGUGUCCUCAGCUGUGUGACCCCAGGCAAGUUACUUAACCUCUCUGAGACUCUGUUUCCUCUGCUGUAAAAUGGGAACAAUGACACCUACUUUAUCAGGUUUGGGGUAGGGAUGAAGUGAGAUAACUCAGUAAGCUCUGAGAACCCAGUCGGGCCCAUAAUGCUAGCCCUUUGGGAUUCACUGGUCUGUAAACUUUCUGGUUAGUUGACUUUUCUUUGUUGAAUUCAUUUGUCUUCACGGGCUGGAAGGCAAGAUGGUUUACUAAUAGCAUCACUUACAAGUCUUUCUCUUUUCUGUAGGGCUGCUACCCUUGCGUGCCCCUUCUUCCUUGAAUUUAACCAGGAGUGAGCAGUGGAUAGCUUCUUCCUCGUGAGAAGGAGGUGAAGCAGGACCUGAAAUCCCGUGCUCAGCUCCCACAGCCCCUGUGUCCAGAACAAGUCCUUUGCUGACUCAGCAGCAGACGCCACCCGGAGCCCUGCGGUAGCCUUUCGCUGUUCUUCCAGCAUGGAUCUGAAACUCCGUUCCCACUUUCUGCAGCCUUCCAGAUAUAGCUCAGGUUCCAGCCUCAUGUGAUAGCAUGAAGAGAAACUGUGGUUCCAAUAGCUGUGUGCUCUGCUCCCCUUAUCCCAAACGACAAUUUAAAUGCACAAUUACACUUUUCUCUAGGGCCCAAAAUAGGAUAGGAAAGAUGGGUUUGCUAUCUCUGAAUGCCUGUCACCCUUGUUUCAUAAGGUAAGAUUGGGGAAGCGCUUGGCCACUGCCCUGGCAGCUGAGAAACCAACAUCAGGAAUAAAGACACUCUCUCCCCUCUGACAAAUGUCCAGUCUGUCCCCUCUAACAAAUGUCUGUCCAUCUGCUGGCAGGUCAGUCUCUCUGAUGUAUAGAUUAUAUAUGUGUACACAUAUGUGUGUGUGUGUGUGUAUAUAUAAUACACAUAUAUUCACAUGCGUAUAUAUACUGUACACAUAUACAACCUAUAUAUAUAUCUAUGUAUAGGUUACAUAUGUACACGUGUGUGUGUAUAUUAUCCACACAGACAUACAUACACAUACACACACAUAUAUACACACAGACAUAUGUAAUUAUGGAGCUGCAUUUCCGGCUCAUGCAUGUCGGGCGCACACACGCAGGCAGAGUCAUUAGCUUUCAGAGCUGACCCAUUAGGAGGCUGCCUCCCCAGCCUCCUUGUGGCUGACUGAUGUCUGCUCAUGGUUGACGCGUCCACUAGGCCGCCUCCUACUCGGGGGCCCCCUCCCCAGCCCCUUGUCCUGGAGCAGCCUUACUCUUAUUUUGUUUGUUGUACUUUUUCCACCCGUCGAUUGUCUUACUUGUCUGCUUACGUGUUUAUUUUCUGUUCCUCCUCCACCAGGAAGUCAGUCCCAGAACAGUUGUUCUGCUCCCUGCCUUCUAAUAAGUACUGCACUGAGUGUGCUUGCUUUGCCAGAUGGUUAAAAUAGAGCAGGGGAUAGAUGGACAGACGUCUCCACCCUCACGGAGUUCACCUUCCAGUGGGAGGAGGUGAUGGGCAGGGGUCUGCACACGUGGGUGGUAGAGCGUGUUCCACGGUGAGUGGCGUGCGGGGCAGGUGAGUAGCUCAGUGCCAUCUGGAGGGCUAGGCAAGGGGGGUUGCAGAUUUCAGCAAGAUGAGCAGGGAAGGCCUUAGUGAGAAGGAGACCACUGAGCAAAGACACCAGGAGUGGGUGCAGAGAGCUGAGGGGACAUCUGGAAGUGCCUGCUGGGAUAAUGGGGUGUCUGCUCCUGCCACAGCCUUGAGGUGCCACUGUACCUGGGGUUUUUGAGGAAGAACAAGAGGGCCAGUGGCUGGAAGGCAGGGCCUCGGGGCCAGCAUCAGAAGGUAGGUGACAGAAGAGGUGUGCAGAGAGGUAGUGGGAGGGAAAGAAAUCGGGCCAUGAUGGCAUCUACGGGCCUUUUGAUUUUGACUCUGAGUGAAAUGGGGAGCCAUGGAGGGUUCUGGAGAGAGAGGAGAGCCAUGCUCUGACUUCAGUCUUCCCAGACCCUUCUGGCUACUGCGUCAAGGACAUAUAGCAGCAGGGGAAGAAUGAAGCAGAGAAACAGUUAGGAGACAGCCACGGUGGUUCAGAGGAGACAGGAUGGUGACUUGGACCCCGGAGGCAGAAGAGAACAUCGUCAGCAGGGGUUGGGUUCUGCUUAGAGAACCACCACGCGAACCUGGGCUGGCUGUCCAUUUUGACCAUGGACCAAGUCUGUCCGUUU